AUGCGCACUUUCAUCAUCGAAGGCAUCCGCGCAAACACCCCGCCGUUCCAAGACGACCCUGAGGGAUCGGAGUGGAAAGAUGUGCGACUCACCCCUGCGCACAUCACGGCUGCUCUUAAAGUGCAAGCUCGGGCAGCAGGGUCUCAGAGCAACGGCCCAGCUGGCAGCGUUGAGCCUGGCACCGGGACCUCGCCAGAGCACCUGGCGAAGGCCAUCGAGGCGCUUGCAAAGGCAACGCAAGAGCGAGACCAGCCCAAGAAGGAAUACUUGUCUUUCAACUUGAAACAGCGCCUGGACGAGCUCGGUCUCGGGAGUCUCCCUAAAGAUAUGAUGCCCUCGGAGGAGGCUAUGAUUCGGUUGGAGAAAGCCAGCGAGGUCGCACGGGACCAGGGCCGCCUUUAUAUUGGGUCGGCAGAGGGAGAGGACCUCCAAGUCUCCUUUCGCCCGCCCUGGUCGCGCACACCCAAGAUCGACGUGACCGUCGGCGACGGCAGCUUCGAGGAGAAGCUGCGCAGCGCGGUAGAGGCGAAGAAAACGAGGAGCUUGGAGGACAGGACCACUUUUGUGGGAUUCGCUACGUUCUAUGGACAUAUCCUGGACUGGGGCGUGAAGAUGGUCCUCGCGAAGGCCAUCACCUCCACGCAGUUGCUCGCGUACCAGAUCGUACUCACCCAGAAGCUCGCCCGGGAGCUUGAAAGGGACGAGCGGUCGCAGAUAGAGACGCUCCUGUGCACUCUGGACCAGGGCGUGCUGGCGGACGCGAAGAACAGCGCUGAAAAGCGCGUGAAAGAGACCGCGAAGGCGGCCGCGAAGACGGGCCAGGCCUCUGGCUCCCAGCCGUCGCAGCCGGCACCCGCUUCCAGCAAGGGAGGCGGCAAGGGGCACCCCAAGGGAGGCAUGCUGCCCGCCCGGCGCCCCAAGGGGCGCCAGGGGAACGCUGACUGGUAUGCCAAGAAGUGGGACAACACCAAGAAGGGCGACAAGAAGUGGUGA
This is a messenger RNA of Prorocentrum cordatum, 993 nucleotides long. Lineage: Eukaryota; Dinophyceae; Prorocentrales; Prorocentraceae. The record is from the annotation of a GenBank genome assembly.